AGGGGGCCAGCGCGCGGGGGCCGCGGCGGAGGGCUGGGAUCCGCACACCGGCGGCGGCGGCGGCGGCGGGUGUGAGCCGUCCGGAUGGCGGAGUCCGGGCCGCAGCCGCCGGGCGGCGCGCCGAGCCGGCACGAGAAGAGCCUGGGGCUGCUCACCACCAAGUUCGUCUCGCUGCUGCAGGAGGCCAAGGACGGCGUGCUCGACCUCAAGCUGGCAGCAGAUACCCUGGCAGUGCGACAGAAGAGACGUAUUUAUGACAUUACAAAUGUCCUUGAGGGCAUUGGACUGAUCGAGAAGAAAUCCAAGAACAGUAUUCAGUGGAAAGGUGUGGGGCCUGGCUGUAACACCCGUGAAAUUGCCCACAAGUUGAUUGAGUUGAAAGCAGAGAUUGAGGAUCUGGAGCAUCGGGAGCGAGAGCUGGAACAGCAGAAGAUGUGGGUGCAGCAGAGUAUCAAAAAUGUCACUGAUGAUGUACAGAACAACCAAUUAGCCUAUGUGACAGAUGAGGACCUCUGCAAGUGCUUCCCAGGUGACACGCUGCUGGCAAUCCGAGCUCCGUCAGGAACUCAGCUAGAAGUUCCUGUCCCUGAGGGCUUAAACGGCCAGAAGAAAUACCAGAUCCACCUAAAGAGUAGCAGUGGUCCAAUUGACGUUCUUCUCGUAAACAAGGAUGCCUGGAGCUCUCCUCCCGUGGUGCUUCCUGUCCCUCCCCCUGAAGACCUCAUUCAGUGUCAGCCAGUCACACCCUCUAAGAAGCCAUCCAUUCCCCCUUCCCAAGAGGCAUCUCUUCCCAGUGGCACCCAUCCUCCUGUGUCUGUACCCAACAGCACGCGAGACCAUGGAUCCGCUGCACCCAAGUCAGCCAGCAUGGCAGAGACAGGCAUCUCGACAGCAGAAUCGAAAAGCAGUGGGGAGUUGGUUACCCCUUCGACUGUACCAGCCAGCCCCCCAGCUGGGCUUGAUACGCAGCCCCUUCAGUCCUCUGCCUUGCUGGACAGCAGCUCUGUCCUGUCCAGUUCCUUUACCUCCUUUGAACCGAUCAAGUCCUUCCCUACCGAGAUACUGGAAUUUCCCAAAGAGCUUUCAGAAAUGUUUGAGCCAACCAGAGAAUGCAUGAGUUCUGAGUUGCUUGAAGAGCUGAUGUCAUCUGAAGUGUUUGCUCCCUUACUUCGUCUUUCCCCGCCUCCUGGAGACCAUGACUAUAUCUACAAUUUGGAUGAGAGCGAAGGGGUGUGUGACCUUUUUGAUGUCCCGAUCCUCAACCUCUGACUCUGGGUGCCUGGAUGGACUUUGGGGUACAGAUAUUUUUUUAAAGCGCAGAAACAAACCUGUCUCGAGAGGGGGGGAAAGCCCCAAAUUCUUAAUUUUGGAUUCUUUUUCUGCUAGUGCUUGAGUGAUACACAGAGCUGCUCUGGUCUAGACCGAAAAGAAACUAGGAUAGCAACCUCGUCUCCAGCUUCUUUCUUCCCUGGCUUAACUUCUUCCACUCCUGAACUGUCCUUUCACUGAAUCCUGGGUGGGCCUCCUUCCCAGGCAUCUGCUGUUGAAUCUUCUUGAACAGCAAAAGCGCUUCCUUGGGUUCCCCUAGCCUGUUUUGGCAUCCCUGCACUGCUGGGGGCACUUUGCAUCUUUUUUUUUUCCCCCUUUUCUGGUUACGAAUAGAAUGUCUGAACCGUAGCCAGGUGGUUUUGGGGAAAAGCCAGCACUGAUGCCUCUCUGGGCUCGAUUGUCAAAUUCAGAUGAUGGGGCGUUCUCUCCUUAGCAACUGUCUGCUUUUGGCAUGAUGGAAUCCAGGAAUCUCAGCCGCUCCCUGGAUCAGUUUUAUGUGCUUAGAAGUGGCAUUCUGAGUAACCAUACUGGUCCAUCUCCCGUUACGCAAAGCACGAAGCCCUUUCCUUUUAAGCUGUGUAGACUAUUAUGUGUGUGUGUGUGUGUUUUUUAAGGUGCCAGUUUUGCACAGUCACUUUCCUCCAAAGAUUCAGAACCAAGAAACGAAUUGUACGGGUGUGCAAAACGUUUCAGGCUUGAAGCAGGUGGACCUGCCUGUUCUAAACAUGGAGCCUCUUGCACACCCAUAGUGGAUUGCCCCCAUCUGCAGCUGUGCUGCAUCAGCAAGGGAAGAGCUGGCAGGGGCUAAUGGGAAUGCCUCUCAAGGCCCUGAGUUCUCCAUCAGGAGCCUACGAUGGAGGGGAUUUAGUCACACCUAGUGAAAUGAGUCUCAAUAGCACAUUUUUCUUCCAUAGCUGCUAGAAUAGGGCUUUUUGGGAUGCAUUGGGACUGCUGUUUCCCUUUGUGAUUUGCUAGCUGUAUUACAUCGCCAGUCUUACUGACGCAGUCUGACUUUGGAACCGAAC
This is a messenger RNA of Candoia aspera, 2354 nucleotides long. It is a transcript of the gene E2F4, whose product is annotated as E2F transcription factor 4. Gene Ontology annotation, biological process: regulation of transcription by RNA polymerase II. The transcript is spliced from 10 exons. NCBI's taxonomy places the organism in Eukaryota, Metazoa, Chordata, Lepidosauria, Squamata, Candoiidae. Gene Ontology annotation, molecular function: protein dimerization activity; RNA polymerase II cis-regulatory region sequence-specific DNA binding; DNA-binding transcription factor activity, RNA polymerase II-specific. Gene Ontology annotation, cellular component: RNA polymerase II transcription regulator complex. Bases 85 to 1269 code for a protein of 394 amino acids. The record is from RefSeq and is a predicted model, not a curated record.